Molecule: messenger RNA, 447 nt
Organism: Triticum dicoccoides
Lineage: Eukaryota; Viridiplantae; Streptophyta; Magnoliopsida; Poales; Poaceae
Product: probable E3 ubiquitin-protein ligase ATL45
Exons: 1
Coding region: 1-447 (148 amino acids)
Source: RefSeq, a predicted model, not a curated record
AUGGCGUGGCUUCUGAUCUUGUUCCCUAUUGUGGGGUUCUUAGCGGUAAUUGCAGUAUGCCUCUGGAGCCUCUGCGGCGGCGAGCGGGCGGCAGAAGCGAACGCACCCGGACGACGAUUGGGCCGAUUGGCCGAGGUGAUGGCGGCCAUUGAACGGGCGGAGCAGAUGAGGCCGGCGACGGUGGCGCCAGCGCCGGAGCUGAUGGUGGAGCUGGGGUACUUCCCGUACUCGGCGGAGGGCAGGCGGGCGUCGGAGAGGCUGGUGUGCGCGAUCUGCCUGGAGGAGCUCCAGCAGGGACAGGCUUGCAGCGAGGUGCCGGUGUGCCGGCACGUGUUCCACCGGGACUGCAUCGACGCGUGGAUGAAGAGCCAGACCACCUGCCCGUUGUGCAGGCGGAAUAUCGCGGCCGGGUCAGAACGAGUAUCGGCUGCCAUUGACAUGGUUUAG